AUGACGUGCCCUUUCAGCAACCCGAGAAACCUCUUCAAAGACCUCGCCAUAGCCCGAGAAACACAAAGUAUAGAAUACAGCGAGAAACUAGGAGGCUAUGCCAUCUCUCGGUACGACGAUAUAGUCUCAGUUCUAGACAAUCCCAGUGUUUUCAGCUCAAGGCCCACGGUACCCGAUUUCCCACCACAAGUCAAGCAAAUCUUUGCAAACAAGGUCCCGGAAAGGGGGACAUUGCUCGCGUAUGACAACCCUGAUCACGAUAGACUGCGAAAGAGCGUAGCAUCAUUCUUUGUGCCUAGAAGACUAGAGCGUUUUGAGCCUUUGUUGAGAGCAACAGCGCAUGAUCCGAUAGACGGGUUUGUGGAAAAGGGUUGUGCUGAUAUCAAGAGCAACUUUGCACUUCCAUUACCCCUAUGGACUAUCGUUAUAGUUGCUGGCCUUGAUCCAUCGAGAUGGCAAUGGAUUGGAAGAUGUCUAUCUCUAUUUGGAGGAAUUACUGAGAUGAACGAGGAGUUGAGCAUUGAGCAGCGAGUUUAA
Fusarium verticillioides 7600 is the source of this 537-nucleotide messenger RNA. RefSeq lists its product as hypothetical. Gene Ontology annotation, molecular function: heme binding; iron ion binding; monooxygenase activity. Bases 1 to 537 code for a protein of 178 amino acids. The record is from RefSeq and is a predicted model, not a curated record. The transcript has a single exon. Lineage: Eukaryota; Fungi; Ascomycota; Sordariomycetes; Hypocreales; Nectriaceae.